This is a messenger RNA of Ictalurus punctatus (channel catfish), 1566 nucleotides long. RefSeq lists its product as uncharacterized. Lineage: Eukaryota; Metazoa; Chordata; Actinopteri; Siluriformes; Ictaluridae. The record is from RefSeq and is a predicted model, not a curated record. Bases 158 to 1546 code for a protein of 462 amino acids. The transcript has 8 exons.
UUUGGCGUGUACGUGGCCGAGGACGUGUGUGUACGACCACACAAACCUGUGACGAACAGCACAAAGCCACUAGGCUACAACAUGGUUUGUAGACUAAAACUACGAAAACGCCGGUAAACGCAACAUUUGGUGUUUGUUCCUACAGUUACACCAGAUUAUGGCGGCGUUUGUCGCUCAUCCAUCAGUGCGGGUCAGAGCUACAGAACACUCCUACGUACCCGUGCUGUGCCAGGACGACAAGUGUGCUGGGCAUGAGAAAGGAAUGCACAUGCACUGUCCGCUGUGUACAGUAGCCGAGGCGUACCAGGACCCCGUUAUACUCCGUGCCCACUUCCGCAUCAAACACGUUGACAAGAGCAUCGACUUUGCUGGCUUGAAAGUGUUGCGCUGCUGUAACCACUGUGAGAUCGUGGGCACCAUUAAAGGCGAGAAGAGGUUUAAAGGAGCACACUGGCACUGCUAUCGCUGUAGGAAUGGCUUUAACAGGAGGGACGAGGCUGUCAAGCACUACAAGACGCACUUCAGAAACCCACACACCACAUUCCAAAUCCAGGUUACACAGGAUGUGAAUUGCAGGCAGUACUAUAAUAGCAACCCGGAGGCUAAUGCUAAAGCAUACAGUGGGCUAGCUGUGAGUUUGGGAACUGGAGGUGAUACCACAGCUGUCAGCUCAGUCAUCACACCACCAGUCCUCACCACCGGCUCGGUCACUGAGACUGCCACCUUACUCACUGUUGAGCCUAAGGAAGAUGGUGAGAGUAAUGGCAUGCCACUGGGUGCUGAAGAGGAGGUGGGCUCUUCCCAACAUGCAUCAGCACGAACCCAGACUCUAGUUUUAAUGGACCCUGAUGGAAACACGGGCAACUUGAUCUAUGAUGAAACAACGGGCAUCAUUACUGAACAGACCGAGGAGAGUUUGGACCUGCAGAAACAUCUACUGGAGCUCAAUGAACAGAUAGACAUAUUACGACAAGAGAAAGAGAGUGUCGAGAAGAGUCUACGGUCCGAAAUUAAGCAGCUGAAAGAGCAGAUUGCAAGUCUGGUUCAGUCUAAUGUGAAGAUGUUUGAGGAGCUGCAGGUGUACCGCUGUCCAGAGCACAGCCAGCAGAGACUGGCCAAACUGAUGGACAGUCUGCAGACCCAGCACAAAGAGCUACUACAGGCCCAGCUGGCCUCACUGAGGCACGAAAUCCUCUCCCAGGCCAGCAGUGUUCCACUGAAUGGCCACACAGACGCGCUAGAGCUUGACUCCGGUGGGGACCAAUUGCAGGACCAGGUGGAGGUGCAGGGGACUAUAGUAGGUGGGAUAACGGGACUAGAGAUCAUAGGGGUUCCACUCCAGACGGAGCAGGCUGAACUGAGAGGGCAGCUUGUGGAGUUCGGACCUCAGGGGGACACCCUUUCCAGUCUGGAAAGCCCAAGAUCAGACACAGCACUGACCCAGGAUCUGGAGGUUAAACAAGAGGUUUCUCUGGUGUCUAGGAAGCGAAGCUCUGAGGAGGAUUGUGGAGGGACGAGUGAAGGCAAAGUCCCACGUGUUAGUUAAUGCUAACAAGACUUUGACCA